AUGGGCGUCUCCUUUCGGUGCUCCGCUCGAUUUUCUAGAUCGAACCUGAAGAUUGAUCAAGACAUUCACGAUUAUUCAUAUUCGUUGGGCACACUCGUGACUGGAGCGUUAUUCGCUCGCCGGGCCGAUCCGUAUCGAAUUUGUCGGUUUCGCUUGCUCGAUUUCAAUUCUCGCGCCCACACUGUGACUGAUGGCACGCAAUCCUUGGCUGACAGCCGUUGGACAGAAAUAGUGUUCACAACUGAACUUCACGAUGAUCAACACACUUGUGCCUCGCCGCACAAGUCUGGGAACCCUCAAACAGUGACAGCGCAAGCAUCAGCUCAGCCUUGGGAUGCAAGACGAGUGCCAGAUCACCAACCUACUGGCCAGUCGUUUUGUUGA
Mycosarcoma maydis (corn smut) is the source of this 384-nucleotide messenger RNA. RefSeq lists its product as uncharacterized. Bases 1 to 384 code for a protein of 127 amino acids. The record is from RefSeq and is a predicted model, not a curated record. The transcript has a single exon. NCBI's taxonomy places the organism in Eukaryota, Fungi, Basidiomycota, Ustilaginomycetes, Ustilaginales.